UCAGGCUACUAAUGCCUCAGCCAAAGUAGUCAGUUGAAUGAGUUUCAAGAAUAAUAAUAGAGUCUUGCUGAUAAAGCAGUCAAAGUCCAGUCCUUUGACCAAAGAUAACUUACAUCAAAAUAAAUUCUGAAACUUCGUUGGUUUUGGAACCAGCAUGUAUGAACUUUUUUCUGUUAGGGAAGGUUACUGUUGUCCAUAUAGAGACAAAUAUUCAACAGCCUGUACUUGCACUUUAAUUAAGGGAAAAUAUAAUGUUAUCGUCAACACAUUAUCAUAUUUUGAUCGUUAUAAUGUGUUGAGUGCUUUGAGUAAAUAUGGAUUAGGAGUACAUGAUAUAAACUACGUUGUCAGCACACAUGCACGUCCUGAUUACUUUGGAAACAAUAAUAUAUUUAGAAAUAGCAUACAUAUAGUUGGUAAUUGUAUUUCAAAGAAGAUGGAAUACCAAAAGUCCCCUCUUAGUUUGGGUAAUACUUAUUACAUCGAUGAGGACAAUCUCAAAGUAAUUCCCACCCCAGGCUAUACUCUAACUGAUCUUACAGUUGUAGUGAGGAGCAAUAUAGGAAUAGUUUAUAUUACAGGUGAAUUAUUUCAAUGCCAAAAAACAUUUGAUAAAGGAGAGAACUCAGAAUUGAAUUUGUUCACUAACAUGAGAAGAAUAGAAUAUCCCAUUUUUUGGAGAUUCAAUAGAAAUAUGGUAGUGAAACAUGCUGACUAUAUUGUUCCAGGACAUGGAGAAAUAUUUCGAAUAACAGACCAAAGAAGAAGAGAUUUUUUCAAAGCAUAUAAUAUUGGGAAAAGGAAAAGAAGAAGAAACAAUAAUUCGAAAUAAAUUUUAUAGGAUAUUUUUAAAUUUAUAAUUUCUCAGUUCAGAAAGCCUGAUAGUAUAACAUGCCUUUAGCUGUAGAAAAUUUUAAUUAUCAUUUUUAAGAUCAACAAGAUUUAAAACAUUAUGUAAAUAAGUUUCUUCAACUAUUAAAAACAUAAAUUAUAUACACAACAAUCUUUUAGUUGCUGGAAAUAUUUUAAUUGUUAUAAAAAUAAUACUGAAAUCAUCCUCUGGUUUAAUAUCCCA
Messenger RNA from Nezara viridula (southern green stink bug), 1075 nucleotides. The record is from the annotation of a GenBank genome assembly. Lineage: Eukaryota; Metazoa; Arthropoda; Insecta; Hemiptera; Pentatomidae.